Alternaria arborescens is the source of this 297-nucleotide messenger RNA. RefSeq lists its product as hypothetical. The coding region runs from base 1 to 297 and encodes 98 amino acids. The transcript has a single exon. Lineage: Eukaryota; Fungi; Ascomycota; Dothideomycetes; Pleosporales; Pleosporaceae. The record is from RefSeq and is a predicted model, not a curated record.
AUGAAGACGUUCAUGAUCUUUUCGAUCCUUGCUAUGGCUCUCGCUGUUUCGGCAGUGCCCCUCGACGAGCGCGACCCUACGGACACAGAUCCAGCACCCGGAGGUGGAUCGGGUAGAAGUGGAAAAUGUAAUGGUGGCCAGAAACAGGCGUGCUGCAACACCGGAUUGCCCGAUGUCUUGAUCUGUAACAUUCAAAUCUUGGGCUCCACUUGGAACCAAGAGAAGUAUUGCUGCUCGACCAGCGCUCCAGUCAUAAGUAUCCCUUUUACGCUUAGCCGUACACCAUGGUCCUUCUGA